CCUUGAAGAAAGGAGAUGUACAGGACGCCAUGAACUAGGAGAAGGCAAGGAAUGGAGGGAGCACAGGAAAAGCCCUCUACCUAGGUCGUGAGCCCAAUCACUGUGACAGAGAGCACAUGGAGCAGGAAUAGCUGCCGAGGCGAGAUCGAUCGUGCGCACAGGUCGCUUGCAGCCGAUGGGCAGGGUUGUAUCGCAUGUUAGAGUGCCAAGUGGAGGAGUUCAAAAACAAAACGUGGCAUCGGAAACCCUGAGCCUUGAGCCUUGUUUCGCCCGCCGGGCCUUCAUCCACCGGGUCCAGACGAUAGAGAAGCAGGCAAGGAGACUGACUCUACAGGAUGCCGGCACCUACGAACACGACGAUGACGGCGGCACCGACAGCGCCUGCAGGAGCCACGGCACAAGACGCGCAGGAGGGGUCCAAGAUCCGUCGCUUCUUCAAGCGCUUUGGCAGGCGGCCAAGCGACGAGGUCGUUCAGGUCGAUGAAAGUGGAGCAAAUGGAGACGAGGGCGUGGCAGCGACACAACCGCCCGCGAGGACGUCGACGACUGGUGACGCGACUACAGCAAAGAAGACGGGAUCGAUGCGGAGCCGACGAGGGAGCAAGCCAGGCUCGAGCGGCAACCUCAAAGGUGGCGAAGGGGCCAAGAAGAGCGACUCGAUCCUCUCGGGGCGCUUCUUCCACACGGGUGCCAACGCUCCGCCGGUGCCCAAGCAGCAGCAGCAGCAGCAACAACAACAACAAAGCGCAAAGAAGACGUCGGUGGCUGCGCCCGUGACGGGUGGGUUUGGAGGUAGCAGUGGCGAAGGGCUGGCCAACACGCUGGGGCUGCCAUCCACUCCACCUCCUCAGCUCGACGGCCUCCCCGUGCACGACCCCAUCGCGGCUGGAGACCUGAUGUCCUCGCCUCCCAAGACAGCCGCAGCGGCCGCCGCUGCAGUUGCGCAAGAGGGAGCGCAGAGUCGUAUCGGAUCAGCAGGAGACGCACCCCUGCCAGCCGAUGGGCCUGUGUCGGCCAUCUCGCCCGGCAUUCCUGGACAUGCUGGAAUCGACGACAUUAGUAGCGGUCGGAUCUCUGGCUCGGACAGUGGCCAGGGACACCGAGACAGCGUCGACAACAAUACCAUGGACACGCAGAAGAGUCGAGCCAGCACAAAACCGACGACACUGAUGAGCUUUGAGAGAGAGGGCGGUGCUGCGACCGCUGGCAACCCGCCAAUGCUCGCGCAGAUUGCUCAGCACCGCCACGGAGAGGGACGCGGACCCUCGAUCCGCAGCGGCGACAACGCCAGCAUCGGUCACCAGCAGCAUCAGCAGCUGCCACCGCAGGCCAGCGCCAUUGCUGGCUCCUCUGCGAUCCAGUUUGCUGCGCCUCCCGCUGGCCGGUCGACGAGCGGGUCGCUCGUACAGCUGCCUGGGCAGAAUGAGCCGAUGGACGAUCAACCAUACGUCAAUGUUCCCUCGCUCUCUCGCCCCCACCCAUCGAACAACCCGCAUCCUUCAGGCCAGCCGGGCGAUGAUGCCAGCGUACUGACGCUGGCCUCGUCGACCGCGGCCGCCAGCAUCGGUGGAGGCGCGGCAUCGUCGCGCGGACACUCUCACCACGCUGCGCGCAGCAUUGGCGGCAGCCUGAUGAACGAGAGGCGCAACUCGUCAGACACCUAUGCAAGCAUGAAGGCAAUUCCGCCUCUCAGCCGCCGCGGCUCCGAUGCCAGCGAGAGGACGGGCAUGAGCAUCGCCGCCAGCGCCACGGGACGCAAUUCGGCCCAGGCCAUGACGAACGCGCCGCCCAUGACGGCAGCCCCCAGCGACCGGGUGCUGCACCGGACCGCGUCGCAGCGCACCGUCGCCACCCAGCUCUCGAUUCCCCUGACGUCGACGUCGACGUCCAAUCUCGCCGUCGGCCAGGGCCAGGCCAUGGAUGUGCCGGCCAUCAAGACGACUGCGCCGCCCUCGUCCUCCUCAGUCGAUUUCGAGGGCGACAAAGUUCAGCAGCACGCAGACGAGCUCGCUGCGACAAACGGAACGGCAUCAGCACCUGCCGCAGAGACGAGCGACAAGAUUCAGCAGCACGCCGAUCAGCUCUCUGCUGGUCAAUAGAUGAGCAUAAUCUUCCUGAUCUACCUAGCUAGCAUUUACAGCAAUCAUCUUCACAUUUCAAAGAAGUCCCCAAUCGUGCCGAGGCUGGACGAGCUGCCGAGAAACGUACAUGGAUUGUACUCAUGAACGAUUUCUAAUGAGACUUGGCUAAGAAUCGCAUCAAAAGAAGCACUUCUACUAC
This is a messenger RNA of Acaromyces ingoldii, 2280 nucleotides long. RefSeq lists its product as hypothetical. The coding region runs from base 336 to 2099 and encodes 587 amino acids. The transcript has a single exon. The record is from RefSeq and is a predicted model, not a curated record. NCBI's taxonomy places the organism in Eukaryota, Fungi, Basidiomycota, Exobasidiomycetes, Exobasidiales, Cryptobasidiaceae.